AUGAGGAAAUGUCCGGUACAAUGCCCGGAAGAAACCGAUCGGGAAUUGAAAAACACUUUAGAUCGUAUGCGUACUCGAAUAUGUGAGCUAGAAAAAAAAGUCGUCACAUUUGAUACAGCUAUGGUGGAAAAAGAAGAGCUACGCGAGCAAAUGAACGACGUGGGCAAUUGGGUAGACCAGGUGACGACCAAGCACAAAGAAAUGUUUGCUCAGCUGUCAGCAAACUACGAUGCGUUAUAUGCCAAACACCAAGAGACAAAUGCGAUUGAAGCAAAGUUGCGAUGCGAAAAGGAGAAAUUGAAAAACGACAACGACCGAGUAACCGAACAAAUGCGAUCGUCGAAACGCAAUGAACAACAUCUAUCGGCUGAAAUCGAUAAAAUGGAAAGAGAUACAAAACGCGUUAAAAUUCAACUGUGCGAAACUCAAACUGAAGUCAAUGACCUGAACAACGAAAUUACCAAAAUUCAGUGCAGCAUAAACGGUAAAGAAGAAUCGAUUUGCGCUUUCCGCAAACAGCUCGACGAAAACCGCAGGGAAUACGAUCGGUUGAGGGACGCGGCACGCAGGUUGGAGUGUGACCUAAAGCGUGCCAACGAAGAGUUGGCCAGUGCCAAGGCUUGCUCGGUGAGAACGGAGCAAAAGUUGACACUGGAGCGGGACACCCUGUCCAACGAACUGGAGUGCAAGCGACGGAAUCAGUGCGAUCUGCAGACCACACUGGACGAACAAAAGUGUGCGUUGCGCGAUCAGAAGUCCAGCAUUUGCAAGUUGGAGGCGAUGGUGGCCGAUCUGACGGCGGCCAACGAACGCGAUCGUCGGGACACGGUGGCGCGUGUCCGAGAAUUGACGGAAGAAAACUGCGGGAUUCGCGAGGAAACCGUACGGAAAACCCGGGAAAUCGACGAACUGCGUCGGAAAAACGACUGUCAAGCGUCCGAGAUGGACGAAAAGAAGCGACAACUGAGCACGUUGAGUUGUUCGGUGGACGAAAUGCGGUGUGCCGUGGAGAAAAUCAAGCAGAGCAUGCGGAGCAAAGUGCGCAGGCUGGAGAGCAACACACAAGCGUUGGAGUGCAAAAUGAAAUCCAGGUGCGCGAAAAUCGCCGAACUCGACAGGGAGACUUGCGACUUGCGCAACCAAGUCGAACAACAAUCGUACGACGUGUGUCACGUGCAAAAGAUUACGCCCGUCGAUAGAUGCCCUUGUCCGGCAGAACCGUGUGACGACGUCCACGCUAUUCUAGAGAAAUACUCGUCGAAUAACAACAACAACAACAACAACGAAUGUGACGACGGGUCGGACGAUACGGAACAAAUGGUGUGCGAAAUCCAAGGGUUGAACAAACAACUGUCCGCAUUGAAGGACGCGGUUGUGUGUGGGCAAAAAUAA
This is a messenger RNA of Adelges cooleyi (spruce gall adelgid), 1392 nucleotides long. Its product is annotated as early endosome antigen 1-like. The transcript has 3 exons. The record is from RefSeq and is a predicted model, not a curated record. Bases 1 to 1392 code for a protein of 463 amino acids. NCBI's taxonomy places the organism in Eukaryota, Metazoa, Arthropoda, Insecta, Hemiptera, Adelgidae.